Molecule: messenger RNA, 396 nt
Organism: Pneumocystis jirovecii RU7
Lineage: Eukaryota; Fungi; Ascomycota; Pneumocystomycetes; Pneumocystales; Pneumocystaceae
Exons: 2
Coding region: 1-396 (131 amino acids)
Biological process (GO): tRNA processing
Cellular component (GO): nucleolar ribonuclease P complex
Source: RefSeq, a predicted model, not a curated record
AUGAUAAAAGAAAAAACAUCAAAAGAGUCUAGGAUAAUACCUCAACAAGAACUUUACUCUCGAUUCUCAUUCUUAUAUCAAGCAGCAAAUAUUUAUGCAACUCAUUCUAUCCUCAACCAAGAUAAAUAUAUCAAUAGUCACUCGGAACAGGCUCUGUCUAAAUUCUACAUCAAUACGGCUAAAAAAAUCGCACGAAAGGCUGUUUUAAAAAUAAACCCGUCAAUAAAACGUACUCUUUGUCGACGUUGUGAUACAAUUCUUUUACCUGGCAUUACUUCUUCUAUAAAAAUAGAAAACUUUUCAAAAAAGAAUAAAAAUAAAGCAGAUAUAUCAGUUAUUACAUGUAAUUUUUGCAAUACGCAAAAAAAAUAUCCCGUAUUAAAAAACAAAAUUUAA